Messenger RNA from Chelonus insularis, 2273 nucleotides. It is a transcript of the gene MetRS-m, whose product is annotated as methionine--tRNA ligase, mitochondrial-like. The record is from RefSeq and is a predicted model, not a curated record. Gene Ontology annotation, molecular function: ATP binding; methionine-tRNA ligase activity. The transcript has 8 exons. Lineage: Eukaryota; Metazoa; Arthropoda; Insecta; Hymenoptera; Braconidae. Gene Ontology annotation, biological process: methionyl-tRNA aminoacylation. The coding region runs from base 102 to 2153 and encodes 683 amino acids.
AAAAUGAAGAUUGAGUAUUGAGGUUUAUUUAGGAUUAUUUAAUUAUUAUUAAAAAUACUUUAUAACACGUGUUGAUUUGAAUGGAAAUAUUUAAUUAAUAAAUGGCAAGUUUCUGUAGACUUGUGAGAAGUAUUAGAAUAUCAAAAGUGGGAUUAACAAAAAGAAGUAUCAUGACAACUUCUACAAAUGCAAAAAAAUUUUUGGAUGCACUCAAAGAUAACCCAUAUUUCGAUAAAUAUGCAGGAGCAAUUGCUAAAUUACAGCAAACUAAUCCUGAAGAAUUUUUAUCAAAGAUUGAAGAAAAUGAAAAAAAGAAAAAACGUGUAAAUAAAAAUGAUACUCCCCAAGGAAAAUCAUUUAGCACAGAAUUUCCAGCAAAACCAUCUUUAUCUUCAUCAUUACAAACAAAUACUGCCCGUUUGUCUGAUGUGAUGAAAAUGGAGCUUCUGGAAGAUAAAGUGAACAAGAUUGUUUUCAAGAAUUGGAGAACUUUCUGUGGUGUAGAUAAAGUGCGAGCAAACAUAAAUCAGAACUUUGUGAGAAACUUUAGUGAUUAUCAAAGGAAAAGCGUCUAUGUCACUACUCCAAUUUUCUAUGUGAAUUCUGGUCCUCAUAUUGGUCAUUUAUAUACUGCUGCUCUUGCGGAUACUUUCACACGUUACAAUUUCAUGCUUGGUCACGAAGUUUUCUUUAUUACUGGAACUGAUGAGCAUGGUAAUAAAGUUCGUAAUGCUGCUAUAAAAAAUGGGGUUUCAGAAAAAGAUUACUGUGACAACAUAUCAAAUUUAUUUAAGGAUAUGUGCCAUGAGUUUGACAUUGAUUAUUCGAAAUUUAUUCGAACUACAGAUCUUGACCAUGAAAAGUCUGUUCAUCAUUUCUGGAAUACACUUGAGAAGAACGGUCACAUUUACUUAGGAAAGUACUCAGGAUGGUAUUGUACAGAAGAUGAAGCCUUCGUACCAGAAACAGAAAUAGAAGAGAAAAAAUUUGAAAAUGGUACGAGUAUCAAAAUUUCAAAUAGUUCAGGAAACACAGUUGAGUGGAUGGAAGAAGAAAAUUACAAAUUUCGCUUGAGUUCAUUUCGAAAUGACUUAAAAUAUUGGCUUAAAGAUGAAAAGUCAGUUCAACCGUUAAAAUAUCAUAAAAUUUUAUCAUCGUGGAUCGAAGAAGGAAGCUGUUUACAAGAUUUGAGUGUAUCCAGACCUUCUUUUCGAUCACCGUGGGGUAUUAAAGUUCCCCGUAAUGAUUCUCAAACAAUUUAUGUGUGGCUUGAUGCUUUAGUAAAUUAUCUAACUGGUAUUGGUUAUUCAUCGGAUCAUAAAUUGUCCAAAUUUUGGCCACCGAGUUUGCAAGUCAUCGGAAAAGAUAUAUUAAAAUUCCAUGGGGUUUAUUGGCCAGCAUUUUUAAUUGCUGCUAAUCUAGAACCACCGAGGACAUUAUUAUGUCAUUCACAUUGGACAGUGGAUGAUAAAAAAAUGUCUAAGUCGAAAGGGAAUGUCGUUUCUCCAAGUGAUGCUGCUAAAAUAUUUACUCGUGAUGGUCUAAGGUAUUUUUUACUUCGUGAAGCUGUUCCUCACAGUGAUGCAAAUUAUAAUGAAGAUAAAAUUCGAGUAAUAUUGAAUACUGAAUUAGCAGACACUCUUGGAAAUUUAGUUAGUAGGUGUAUGGGAAAAGCAGUAAAUCCGCAAAAAAUUGUUCCAGAACCACACAUUGAUCACAUCAACAUUUUAAAUUCAGAUGAAGCUAAAAAACUAGCUGAAAGUUUACACUUGCUAUCAUCAACUGCUCAACAUCACUACGAAGAUUUCAACCUCCACCGAGUUGUUGACUCUGUGAUGCAAACCUUAUUUUUAGCCAACAAAAUGAUUGAAUGUCAGAAACCUUGGGUUCUAGCAAAAGAAAAGUUAUCAAACAAUCAAGAUAGCAGCCGAAAACUAGAAGCGGCUUUAGCACUUGGUUUAGAAGCCGCGAGAAUUGCCUCGCUUGUGUUACUUCCCAUUAUUCCACGGUUGAGUUCUGAACUUUUAAACUUUUUAGAUGUUCCAAACUCUGCACGUAUGUGGGAUAACUGUAAAUAUUUGAAUACGGGACGUAAAAAUGUUUGUGAAAAUGACAAGCAGGAAAAUUUUGCAUUUUUUGCAAAACUUAAAUAAAUAAAAUAAUUUCUGAGUGCAUUUUAUUAACUUGUAUAGAAUUUAUAAAGCUCAAAUAUUGAUUUUUUAUAAAGAUAUGAUAAACAUUUGAUAUACAAAUAAACAAUGUUUAUAACUCGA